Molecule: messenger RNA, 6883 nt
Organism: Mandrillus leucophaeus (drill)
Lineage: Eukaryota; Metazoa; Chordata; Mammalia; Primates; Cercopithecidae
Gene: ZKSCAN1
Product: zinc finger with KRAB and SCAN domains 1
Exons: 6
Coding region: 552-2243 (563 amino acids)
Biological process (GO): regulation of transcription by RNA polymerase II
Molecular function (GO): DNA-binding transcription factor activity, RNA polymerase II-specific; RNA polymerase II cis-regulatory region sequence-specific DNA binding
Source: RefSeq, a predicted model, not a curated record
GAUAAUAACUAUAAUUACUACAAGGACUGCCUGAGAUGAAAAAGACAGGUGAAAUCGAACUUUCACAUGGACUCGUGUCUGAGCUGGGGAGUCUGUUUGAGUUUGAGUCAGGGAAAGCCUCAAACCCCCCACCACCCGCUCCCGUUGGUCCCCGCAGUAACUGGGGGCGAACAAGGACCAGACCCUCCAAGCUGGAGGCUUGAAAACUGAAGGGCAAGCGCCUGGUCCAGCGAUUCGGAAACCGAGAUGCAAAGUCCUCCCGCGCUCCUAGAGAGGACCCGGAAGCGCGGCGCGGUCCCGGAAGACGAGGUGCUGACACACUUCCGGCCUUUGUGACUCAUUGUGUCUGUGUCGAGGCGUCGGGAGGGCCUAAAUCCGAGUGCGGUGCCCUUCGGCCGGCCUGAGCCCCAGAGUCAGCUCCCCUUUCUCUCCCAGCGCCCCCAGGCCGCUCCCGGGGCUCACGGAAUAGUACAGAAACACAUCAUAAAACCUCCCAGGACAUAAAGGUGAGCACAGACCCUGUUUGGAUCAAGUCAGUUCCUGGAGCCUGAAUGAUGACUGCUGAAUCACGGGAAGCCACGGGUCUAUCCCCACAGGCUGCACAGGAGAAGGAUGGUAUUGUAAUAGUGAAGGUGGAAGAGGAAGAUGAGGAAGACCACGUGUGGGGGCAGGAUUCUAGCCUACAGGACACGCCUCCUCCAGACCCGGAGAUAUUCCGUCAACGCUUCAGGCGCUUCUGUUACCAGAACACUUUUGGACCCCGAGAGGCUCUCAGUCGACUGAAGGAACUUUGUCAUCAGUGGCUGCGGCCAGAAAUCAAUACCAAGGAGCAGAUCCUGGAGCUGCUGGUGCUGGAGCAGUUUCUUUCCAUCCUGCCCAAGGAGCUCCAGGUCUGGCUGCAGGAAUACCGCCCCGAUAGUGGAGAGGAGGCUGUGACCCUUCUAGAAGACUUGGAGCUUGAUUUAUCAGGACAACAGGUCCCAGGUCAAGUUCAUGGACCUGAGAUGCUCGCAAGGGGGAUGGUGCCUCUGGAUCCAGUUCAGGAGUCCUCGAGCUUUGACCUUCAUCACGAGGCCACCCAGUCCCACUUCAAACAUUCAUCUCGGAAACCCCGCCUCUUACAGUCACGAGCUCUUCCUGCUGCCCAUGUUCCUGCUCCCCCUCAUGAGGGUAGUCCCAGAGACCAAGGGAUGGCAUCUGCACUAUUCACAGCGGAUUCCCAGGCAAUGGUGAAGAUUGAGGACAUGGCUGUGUCCCUCAUUCUGGAGGAAUGGGGAUGUCAGAAUCUGGCUCGGAGGAAUCUCAGCAGGGACCACAGGCAGGAGAAUUAUGGGAGCACAUUUCCCCAGGGUGGUGAAAACAGGAAUGAGAACGAGGAGUCAACCUCAAAGGCUGAAACCACAGAAGAUUCGGCAUCACGUGGGGAGACAGCAGGAAGAUUCCAGAAAGAGUUUGGAGAGAAACGUGACCAGGAGGGCAAAACAGGAGAAAGACAGCAGAAAAUCCCUGAGGAGAAAACCGGGAAAGAGAAGAGAGAUUCAGGGCCAGCUACAGGAAAGGACAAAAAAACCACCCCAGGAGAGAGAGGUCCAAGGGAGAAGGGGAAAGGAUUGGGAAGAAGCUUCAGUCUGAGCUCCAACUUCACCACCCCUGAAGAAGUUCCCACGGGAACAAAGUCUCACAGAUGCGAUGAAUGUGGUAAAUGCUUCACGCGAAGUUCAAGCCUUAUCCGCCAUAAAAUCAUCCACACUGGAGAAAAGCCCUAUGAAUGUAGUGAGUGUGGGAAAGCCUUCAGUCUUAACUCCAACCUUGUCCUGCAUCAGAGGAUCCACACAGGAGAGAAACCUCAUGAAUGUAACGAGUGUGGCAAGGCCUUCAGCCACAGUUCCAAUCUCAUCCUCCAUCAGCGCAUCCACUCUGGAGAGAAACCUUAUGAAUGUAAUGAGUGCGGGAAGGCCUUCAGCCAGAGCUCAGACCUCACCAAGCAUCAGAGAAUCCACACGGGGGAGAAACCCUAUGAAUGUAGUGAAUGUGGAAAAGCUUUCAACCGAAACUCGUACCUGAUUUUGCAUCGGAGAAUUCACACUCGAGAAAAGCCCUACAAGUGCACUAAGUGUGGCAAGGCCUUCACCCGCAGCUCCACCCUCACUCUGCAUCACAGAAUCCAUGCCAGAGAGCGAGCCUCUGAGUACAGCCCAGCCUCCCUUGAUGCAUUUGGCGCAUUCCUGAAAAGUUGUGUGUAAAGGAAGAAUUUGCCAUCGAGCCAUUUCCCCCUUUUGUUUCUAAAAUUAUUUCAGAGAUGUGUGCCCUUGGAGGGAAAAAGAAAUACAGCCUCCACGGAUUAAAAAAGAAAAAUCACACUUAAGGAUCCUUCGAGUCACAGCAGCAGUGUUCUGCCUUUAUGUAGUAGUUUGGCAUAUAAUCCCUCCACACAGCCCCUGCAGGGAGAAGCUUAUCUUACGGAUAAUCCACGUGAGAUUUCCACACAAGAUAAAAGCACACGCAGAGUGAAAUGUCCAGCUUUUCAGUAAUGAGGAUACCUUUAAGGCACUCUUGGACUCUCGGCAACCACAACAUAAUAGUUCAAAGAUGAAGAUUGGCUCCACGAACGUGAUAGGGAGGUUAGGAUGCUACUUGCUGCAAACAAACCCUACUUUGGCCAACAUCCUGCUUAUUCCUCAAAAAAGAAGGACAGUGAAAACAAAAACAACAUUGGGACAUGCUGCUCAAGCUAGUUAUAUAUACAAUAUGUUAUAUAUAUGAUCACUGGUAGCCUACCAAAGCUGUAGAAAUCUAGGACUGUGCUAAUCAGUAUCAAACCAAAGAUUUCUAUCUCUUCCCGAAAGAGAGGGUAUGUGCACCAGUCUACAGUUCCAAAGGACUGCAACAAAUGUAGAUGGUUCUAUCCUCAUCCCUGAGAUCAGUUCGAUUGAAAUGGCAACAACAACUCAAAAUACACCUCUCCCUUCUUGAAAUCCCUAAAGCACUGUCGCACUCCUAAAUGCGUUUCUCCACAAGUUAGCACUUGAUUGUAUACUGCCUUUUAAUCCUUCGUUGUUUCAUGUAUGAAGUUUUUAACCACCCCCCCACCCCCAAAAAAGAUUAAGUUGUCAAGGGAUAUAUUUCUAUCCCUGCCAGCACAGUGCUGGACAUAGUGAGUGCUGAACACCUAAGAGGCACUCAUUCAGACUGACUUCUACAGGACCUCUACGUCUGUGAUAAAGGUCUGUGAAUCAUGAGUUCCUGAAAUAUGGUAGCCUGGCCCAGCUUCUAAAGAGGACCUUCAUAGCCACAAGGCAUGCUAAACCUCUAGGAUCUGAUGCUAUUUUUGUUCCAAAUAUAAACGAAAGGCACUAGUCAGCCGCCUGCAUAGACUUUCUAAACAGAUCAGUGAGUAAAUACCAUGGAAUGUCAGAAAUGACUUUAUCAUCGUCAUCUUGAAGAAAAAUAUGAACACUGAUGAAGGUCUUUUUUUUUUUUUUUACAUCUUUCUGUGGCAAAGCUCUUAGAAUUCUUUUCAGUUAGCCGCUGAACAGGAUGAUGACUUGGGGAUUUUCUGAAUCAUUUGUAACUUAGAUACUGGAGUUCAGAAGAUGUGAUUUUUGUUGCUUUUCAGAAAAAGGAACGUGGUAGGGAGUGUUUUUUCCCACGCUUUUCCAGUAACUUUGCAAAAGCAUUAGUUGUUUACUGGCAAUUACUAAAUGUACAUUGUUGCUCUGAGAAACUCAGCAGUGUACUGAGAUGUGGCUGGUUGUGUCACCGUCAUAGUGCACAGUGACUUUUCUGUUUCUUGUCACUAAAGACUGAGGUGAGGUUAUGAGACUUUCACUGGUCCCAUCGUCUGUGCGCAGGGUGCAGCUGGCUACCUAGAAGCUGAUGGCAGGAGACUGUUUCACACACAGGAGAUUGUGAGCUGUGUAGGUAGUCAUCGCCCCUCGAGUAGGACAAGGGUCCUACCCAAGGCUAGGACAGCCCUGCGGAAACAGAAACGUAGACUGAGAACAAACCUCCAGACUAUCAGUGUGACCUUCCCAUAACAAGAGAACACCAUUUAUAGUUUGAGACUUUCCCUUGAGAAAUUUAUACUAAAACUAUUACUCAUCAAUCAUUCACUGAUCAGCAGCUAAAGUCCGUGAGACCAAAUGGUUUUAUAUGGAACCAACGAAGUGGGAGCUAAAACUCUGCACAGUGGUCAUUCUUUGGCCUCUCCUUGGCUUUAUGACUUAAACCAACCACAACUUCCCCAUAGCUUCUAGGCAGUUUCGUCAGCAUUACUUGGGAAAAUGUUGUUGCAAGUCAACCAGUCACCAGGAUAUUUCUACCCAUGCAAUGGAAGAAAAACCUGUUACUCCAGAAAAGUAUAUCUAAGUAACUUUUUAUAGUAAAAUGGAGGCAGAAAAUAUCUUAAGGAUUUUCUUCAAAGAAUAAGCCACAGCAGUGGUUAUGUAGAAAACUGCUGGUGCUUUUGAGCAAGGACUUCUGCCCUCUAGAAAGCAACUGAGGCCAGGCGUGGUGGCUCACGCCUGUAAUCCCAGCACUUUGGGAGGCUGAGGCGCGUGGAUCACCUGAGGUCAGGAGUUUUGAGACCAGCCUGGCCAACGUGGUGAAAGCCCGUCUCUACUAAAAAUACAAAAAUUAGCUGGGCGUGGUGGUGGGCGCCUGUAAUCCCAGCUACUUGGGAGGCUGAGGCGGGAGAAUCACUUGAACCCAGGAGGCAGAGGUUGCAGUGAGCCAAGAUUUCGCCACUGCAUUCCAGCUUGGGUGACGAGCAAAACUCCGUCUCAGAAAAAAAGGAAAGAAACUGGAAGUGAGGUGUGGAACUCUGGGCAAUGACCCAAGCACUUAUUUUUUAAGAGAGAAAGGACUUUGGUCAUGUUUACAUUGGCCUUUUUUUUUUUUUUUCCUUCAGCCACAACUACAUGCUGAUAUAAAUCAGCCAUCAUCUUUUAGUUUUGUUUUUAAAUGAAGGUUAAAUGUGACCUGUGCCCUCACAUUUAAUUCCGUUUCAUGGGGACAUCUUCCUGACUUUGUUGGAUAGCUGCCACUAGGGUUGCUUUGGAUCUUCAGCACAUGCUCUCUUUGAAGCAGCUAUUUGAAGAUGUGUUUUCUGAGGAAAACAGGCUACAACUGUUGAUUAAAACCACUUGCAGUGCAUUUGUUUAUCAGAUGCUCAGUGCAAAGUGUAAUUGGGUCAUGGUCAAAAACGCUUGCAACAUCUAAUUGGCAUUCAAGAUAGUCAUUCAAAAGUUCUUGGCCCACUGAAGUCUAAUAACAGUUGAAACAUUCUGCAGCUAACCAUUAGCAUGCUAGUUGUCCUAAUGGAAAUUUUUGAAGAGUUUUUCAGUAUAUAACCUACCUUUGCCAGGAAGAGAAGUCAAAUCCUCAGGUUGUUGGGUAUUUGUUUCUACUCCAGCCUGGCAGGCAAGGCUAAAACCUUAGAAUAUCGAUGUAUGAGACAUCUUGAUAUGUAAAGCACUUAUUAUUAAAGGCAUAAAAGUCAAACUACUAAAUAUGUGUAGAGAGAUUGACAUGUGGUACGUGGGACAGUUCACAUAGACAUCAGAGAAUUUAUUCCAGAAAGGAACCUCCUGAAUGUGAUGAAUAUGGCAAAGCCUUUAAUCACAUCUCAGCCCUUAGCAUCAGAAAGCUUACACUGUAAAUAAACGAUGAAUAUUACAUGUGAGGAAAAUUUUCAUGUAUAGCACUCAUUGCUUCAGACAGAAAAUUCCGUCAGUAUGUUCCAAUAAUCAUGUGAUGAAUUUGAGAAACAUUGCAAGAGGGAGCUCAAUCUUGGCCGGGCGCGGUGGCUUACCCCUGUAAUCCCAGCACUUUGGGAGGCCGAGGCAUGCGGAUCAUGAAGUCAGUAGUUCGAGACCAGCCUGGUCAACAUGGUGAAACCCUGUCUGUACUAAAAAUACAAAAAAAAUUAGCUGGGCGUGGUGGUGCGCGCCUGUAGUCCCAGCUACUCGGGAGGCUGAGACAGGAGAAUCACUUGAACCUGGGAGGCAGAGGUUGCAGUGAGCCGAGAUCGCGCCACUGCGCUCCAGCCUGGGUGACAGAGCGAGACUCCGUAUUAAAAAAAAAAAAAGGGGAGCUCAAUCUUAACUGCAGAGAAUCUACAGGUGAAAAAAAAAUGUGGGGAAAUGCUUUAAAAAAAAUAACAAAAUGUGCAACUUCUUAGAAAAAUUGUUAAUGUUAGAUACUUCUUUAUAUUUUAUAUGACCAUAAUGUCCAUGUGUGUUUUGUACCUUCAGUCUGUUAUUGUUCUGUGUAUUACCUGUAAGCAGAUUCUGUAUUUUAUUUUAGCCUACUUGACAGAACACAUCACUCAGAAAAAGUGAAGUUUCGGAGCAAACAGUGAAGAAAUCAAGUGUGGUUGUAGACAAAAUGUCGGUUCACAGAACAGAGCAGCAGGGAGAUGAAGGGAAAAGCUUCAUAGUUCGGUGCUUAUCACAUCAAGAGCUUGGUAAAUUUCUGAGGAAAGACAGGCUAAUGGGGCACUGAAAUGGAACAACUCCUUUAAACAUGUGCAGCCUUUUGAGUUUUUCCUCAAAACCAAGAAGUUGACCUCUGAGCUGUCAGGUGACCAUUGUGUGCAAAGGGGAUGGAUUCUCUUGUCAGUAGAGGGUCUUCUGCAUGAAGCGAGAGCAGGAAGUGUACUGGAAUCACCAAUUGGGACUGCUUCAGCUGACCAGGUUCUCUAAACCGUAGUCAUGCUUUCCCACUAACUCACUCUUAAAUCCUUAUGCUUAGAAAACUGGGGAAAAGGCGGGCGCAGUGGCUCAGGCCUGUAAUCCCAGCACUUUGGAGGCUGAAGUGGGUGGAUCACGAGGUCACGAGAUCGGACUAUCCUGGCUAACAUGGUGAAACCUCGUCUCUACUA